AAAAGAUAUGUUAGUUGUUUAUUUUAGCAGGUUUCCCUAUUAGCAAUAAAAUAGACUUCAUAAAAUAUGAGGGUUAGCCGAAGCACAACCACAUAACUGCAUGCGUUGGCAUGUGCUUGCGGAAAGUCCGUGGUCCAAAAUCAACCAUCCCUGAUUUAUAACAAGCAGGCUUCCUCAUAAGUUGCCUAUCAUUUGUAGCAUAAAUGAUACCAGAAAUUGGAUAUAAGAUUUUUCUCACGAUGAACACCUUGUUGUUAUGGUGGUGGGAAGUCGACAAUGAGCUAGACAAGCUCGCCUGCACAGUUCUCACCAUUUCAGUUCCGACACUACUACUUCUAUGGUACAAAUGGAUAACAUAUUCCAGAAAGCACAUACCACCCUUCCCACCCGGUCCCUAUGGCUUACCAGUUGUAGGGUAUCUCCCGUUUCUUGGCUCCAAUUUGCAUGAAAGAUUCACGGAGAUGGCUCACCGAUAUGGCCCCAUCUUCAGUCUCCGGCUCGGAAGAAAGCUUCAUGUUGUGGUCAACUCCAUAGACCUAGUAAAGGUCGUGACUCGUGACCUGGAUCAGACCAUGGCGAACCGCAGUCCUCCAUUGACAGCGCUAACCAUCAGUUAUGGUGGCAAUGGUGUUGUAUGGUCCAACAGCAACACACACUGGCGUAACAUGCGCAAGAUUUUAGCAACCCAACUUCUGAGCAAUACAAAUCUCAAAGAUUGUCAGGGUUUCCGAACAUAUGAAGUGAGAAGGCUGGUGAAAGAAGUUUACAGUAAGCUCGGGACAAAGAUCAAUAUUAAUGAAAUUGCUUUCAAGACUGAGGUAGACGUUGUGACAAGCAUUUUAUGGGGUUGUAGCAAAUCUGGUGAGGGGAACGAUUCUAGCUCUAUUGGAGGUGGCUUCCGUGAAGUUGAGUUCAAGAUUGUUAAGUUAUUGGGAGCCCCGAACAUCUCUGAUUUUCUCCCAGUGGUAUCUCGGUUUGAUCUCCAAGGAAGGCAGCGAGAAAUGCAGAGGCAACUUGAAUAUGUCGAUCGGAUAUUUCAAAGCAUUAUCCAAGGAAGAAUCGAAACCAACUCCAGAAAAAAUGAGGGAGAAGCUGAGGAAGAUCGAAGGAAGGAUUUCGUGCAGAUAUUAUUGGAGCUUAUGGAGCAGAAAGAUGGUUCAAUAUCACUGGACAUUAUUAAAAUAAAGGCCCUACUAAUGGAUAUAGUGCUUGCGGCUACAGAUACAACAUCGACAAUGGUAGAAUGGGUGAUAUCAGAGAUUUUGAAUAAUCCAGGUGUAAUGAGAAAGGUCCAGGAUGAAUUAACGGAUGUUAUUGGCAUGAACGUUGUCCAAGAAUCUCAUCUGCCCAAAUUAACAUAUUUAGAUGCAGUCAUCAAGGAGACAUUCAGGGUACACACUCCGGUUCCUCUCCUAGUCCACAGAUACCCAGAUGAAUCAUGCACUGUUGGCGGAUACACCAUUCCAAAGGGUACUAUCGUCUAUAUGAAUGUUUGGGCAAUCCACCGGGAUCCUAAGAUCUGGACCAAUCCAUUGGAGUUCAUGCCCGAGAGAUUCUUGAUCGACAAAUGGGAUUACAAUGGAAAUAAUUUCAAGUUUUUGCCAUUUGGAUCAGGGAGAAGAAUAUGCCCAGGAAUCCCCCUUGGGGAGAAGAUGUUGAUGUAUAUAUUAGCAUCGCUGUUACACUCGUUUGAUUGGAGGUUGCCAGAAGAUGAAGAGUUUGAGCUUUCUGACGAAUUUGGAAUUGUGACAAAGAAAAGGAAACCACUAAUAGCUAUACCCUCUCAAAGACAAUCUGAUGCAAGCCUCUACUUUUGAUAGAGGAUUAUCGCUCAAUAGUUGAACGGUACUACUGUUUGUAUGAAAAGAAUGUAACGUUUUGUUACUUGUUAGGAGUGUCAGAAAGGCGAAAUCCGUUGCCUUCUUAUCUGCUCAUUGCUUGUAACUAUGUGUGGUAAUAAUAUUUAUGGGAAUUUUGUGUUUUCAUCUGUA
Molecule: messenger RNA, 1991 nt
Organism: Lactuca sativa (garden lettuce)
Lineage: Eukaryota; Viridiplantae; Streptophyta; Magnoliopsida; Asterales; Asteraceae
Product: cytochrome P450 76C1
Molecular function (GO): heme binding; monooxygenase activity; iron ion binding
Source: RefSeq, a predicted model, not a curated record